Molecule: messenger RNA, 933 nt
Organism: Spodoptera exigua (beet armyworm)
Lineage: Eukaryota; Metazoa; Arthropoda; Insecta; Lepidoptera; Noctuidae
Source: the annotation of a GenBank genome assembly
AACAAAUUGAGAGUGUAGUAGUGAUGUGCGUGAAUCAUCCACCAGCCUACAAAAUAAGGUUCACUUCUGUCAUGGAAGCACAUAAACAAACAUCGGCAAAAUAAAUGUGAUAAAAAAUGGCGGCUCCGUCAAACGGUAGUGGUAAUCUAGUAGAAGAAUUUGAAGAAUCCUUUCAGGCAUGUCUGAACGUCCUGACGAAGCAGGAGGCGUCUCCUUGCGUCGAGAAGGAAGAGGUGAAGGUGGAAGUCGAGAGGUUCAUCGAUUUAGCCAGGCAGAUGGAAGCCUUCUUCCUGCAAAAGAGGUUCCUUCUAUCAGCUAUGAGACCGGAAUUGUUAGUGAAAGAAGAUAACAAUGAAUUGAAAUGUGAACUCCAGAGGAAAGAGGAACUCCUAAGAAGACAUUAUGACAAGAUUAGCCAGUGGCAGAACUUGUUAGCUGAUCUACAGGGUCACACAGUUUAUAACAAAUGUCAACAACAGACUGCGCAGGCGCCGCCCGCCGUGCAACAAGCGCCCGCGCCGCAACACGUUGUGCAACAAAGCGUUCAGGCGCAACAAAUGGCUGCUGCAGCGGCGCAACAAGCCGUGUUGCAGCAACAAGCGGCGUUGCAACAACAACAGGUACCCCGCCCCCCGCACCCGCCAGCUUACCCCGCGAACGUGCAACGUCGGUAGCUACUGUAACAUUGGUCCGAACAUUGAUCUGAUAUAUGAUACAUGGUGUAACAGUAAGGGAAGGUUUUUUGAAAUUGGUUAUGCAGUGGUCUUUUAUGACCGUCUGAGUGAGGUUACCGGAGGACCAAUAUUUCUCCCUCCCUUCUCAAUCCUAAGCAUCCAUAACCCUUAUCCCCAAAAGGCUGGCAACGCACUCGUAACUCAUUUGGUGUUGCAAGUGUCUAUAGGCGGCGCCGAUUGCUUACCAUCAGGUAAUCCG